Messenger RNA from Podarcis muralis (Common wall lizard), 2172 nucleotides. The record is from RefSeq and is a predicted model, not a curated record. Lineage: Eukaryota; Metazoa; Chordata; Lepidosauria; Squamata; Lacertidae.
AAAAUGAAAAUCAUUUGCCCCCAAUGAGUUAAACAACUUUGUUGAGUCCAGGUGUGUGAGUACGUAGGUGGGAUAUAAACGUUGCCAUACUACCACACGUGGAUUUACUUAGCCUGGGGAUGAGUAAAACAAGUGUGAAUAAAUGUGUCCUGGAUGGAAUUUGAGUCAGUGUGGCUGUAGCUUUCGGUGGAACUAGAUGAUUGGAGGAGUGGUCCCUUUCCUUUGUCAAACUUUCUUCUCCUCCUGCUCCCCCCUCCUACUCCCUCUGCAAUUCACUUCAAGAGUGGAAGGCUCUGAGCCGGUAAUAGCCUAGGCAGCAACCUCAGGCAGAAGUCUCUUCUCCCAGACACAGCACUCUUCACCACAUAACUUGGUGCAUCCAACAAGACAGAGCAAACCAUGCCCUCUAGGUUAUGGUGGCUUUUGUUCCUGCUGGACCACCAAGUCUUUUUGGCACAAAACACCAACGAAGAAAAGAGAAAUGGAAUCAGAAAACAGAAGCCCAAACCGUUCCUCUCAAAUGCAGUAGAAAAGUAUCCCAGUCCAAGUGACCAAGAUGAAGACUGCAUUCUGGAAAUGGCUUUCCUUCUGGACAGUUCGGAGAGUGCAAAGAACUUCAAUCACGAACAACAGAAGAAGUUUAUCUUGGAGAUAGUGGACAGGAUGAAAGGGCUGCAGCUCAGCUCUGGACGUUCCCUCAGCUGGAGGACGGCCUUGCUGCAGUACAGCAGCACCGUCCUCAUUGAGCAGACUUUCAGAGAUUGGAAGGGCCCAGAUGCCUUUAAAUCCCGCAUCGCCCCCAUCACCUACAUCGGCCACGGCACCUACACCACUUACGCCAUCACCAACCUCACGCAGCUCUACAUGACCGAGGGGACUCACGGUAGCGUGAAAGUAGCUGUGCUCUUGACGGACGGAGUGGACCACCCGAGAAACCCAGAUAUUUUCUCAGCCACUGCCGAUGCUAAACACCAAGGCAUCGUGUUCUUCACAGUGGGGAUGACCAGAGUGGCUGAGGAGGUGGCCAAUGCCGCCAAGCUUCGGCUCCUGGCCAGUGUCCCGGCAUCCAGGUUUGUCUUCAAUCUGCAAGAGAAAGGAGUUGUGGAGAGAAUUCUCAAAGAAAUGAAAGAACUGGCAGAAGAAGGGUGUCCCCAGCCUCCUAUAUGUAACUGUGAAAAAGGAGAAAGGGGUCUUCCUGGCCCUGCUGGUAAAAAGGGUCGUCCUGGUGAUGAUGGAGCCCCUGGUCCAAAGGGCGUGAAGGGCGAACCAGGCUUAAAUGGAAUUCCAGGAAGAGAUGGAACAGAGGGAAAGUCUGGAUACAAAGGAGAAAAGGGUGAAAGAGGCGAAUGUGGAACACCAGGAAUAAAAGGCGACAGAGGUCCAGAAGGCCCAGGUGGACCAAGAGGCCUCCGAGGUCUUCAGGGUUCCCAAGGACUGCCUGGAGACCAAGGACCUGAAGGAAUGCAAGGAUCAAAGGGUGAAAGAGGCCUGCCUGGCCCUGCUGGACUGACUGGAGAAACGGGAGUAGGGUUGCCUGGCCCCAAGGGUGACAUUGGUUUAACAGGAAGACCAGGCCCUGUUGGGCCACCUGGAGUUGGAGAACCAGGUUUACCGGGGCCUCAAGGACCGCAAGGUAUUCAGGGAGAAAGGGGAUCUCCAGGAGAAGGGCUUCCAGGACCAAAGGGAGAUCGUGGCUUUGAUGGUCCAAAGGGACCCCGAGGCCAACCAGGCAUUGGCAUAAAGGGUGAAAAGGGUGAAAUUGGCCCGCCUGGUUUGCCUGGGCCUAUUGGAUUACCUGGUGUUGGACUUCAAGGAGAGAAGGGAGUAGAAGGCCCCAAAGGACCACCAGGGCCAAGAGGGCCACCUGGACAGGGAUUGCCCGGAUCAAAGGGUGAUCAAGGUUUACCAGGAGAAACUGGAGCUCCGGGAGAAAGAGGUCUUGGAGAACCUGGAGCAAAGGGGGAACCAGGUUCUUCAGGACUAGCAGGUCUACCUGGCCUGCCAGGAGAAGAUGGAGCACCAGGCCAAAAGCGAGUUUCCUCACCCGCAGCCCAAAGGAAAACCACGGGGCGUCAGGCUGCCAUGCAGUCGGAGAGGCGCACUUCGGAGCCAGAGCAGUCGAUGCCCCUGCGCAACUCCCACAUUGCCAGCGGGCCACCGGGAAUCGCCUGA